Molecule: messenger RNA, 4541 nt
Organism: Haemorhous mexicanus (house finch)
Lineage: Eukaryota; Metazoa; Chordata; Aves; Passeriformes; Fringillidae
Gene: PDK3
Product: pyruvate dehydrogenase kinase 3
Exons: 12
Coding region: 71-1360 (429 amino acids)
Biological process (GO): regulation of glucose metabolic process; protein phosphorylation
Cellular component (GO): mitochondrion
Molecular function (GO): pyruvate dehydrogenase (acetyl-transferring) kinase activity
Source: RefSeq, a predicted model, not a curated record
GCGCGGAGCGGCCGCGCCCGGGCAGGAGCCGCCGCCGGCGGGAGCGCAGCGGAGCCGGGCGGGCCGCGCCAUGCGGCUGUGCGGGGCGCUGCUCAAGAACCCCAUCCCCAAGCAGAUCGAGUACUACUCGCGCUUCUCCCCCUCGCCCCUCUCCAUCAAGCAGUUCCUCGACUUCGGUGAAUUGGUAUCUAAUUUACUUGACAGAUUGAACUCUGAAGUCAUUAUUGUGCUUCACAGAAAACAAGGUCGUGACAAUGCCUGCGAGAAGACUUCGUACAUGUUCCUGCGGAAGGAGCUUCCUGUGCGACUGGCGAACACCAUGAGGGAAGUCAAUUUGCUGCCUGAUAAUUUACUGAACAGGCCUUCAGUUGGACUGGUACAGAGUUGGUACAUGCAGAGUUUCCUUGAGCUUUUAGAAUAUGAAAAUAAAAGUCCUGAGGAUCCUCAUGUUCUGGAUGACUUUUUAGAUGUUUUAAUUAAAGUCAGGAACAGACACAAUGAUGUGGUUCCAACCAUGGCACAAGGGGUGAUUGAAUACAAGGAAAAAUAUGGCUUUGAUCCAUUUGUUAGCAGUAACAUCCAGUAUUUUCUAGAUAGAUUCUACACCAACCGCAUCUCUUUCCGUAUGCUUAUUAACCAACACACACUUCUGUUUGGUGGAGAUAUUAAUCCUGCUCAUCCCAAACAUAUUGGAAGUAUUGAUCCUAAUUGUGAUGUGGCAGAGGUAGUUAAAGAUGCUUAUGAAACAGCUAAGAUGUUAUGUGAACAGUACUAUACAGUGGCACCUGAUCUGGAAGUUGAAGAAUUCAAUGCUAAAGCUCCAAACAAGCCUAUUCAAGUAGUCUAUGUACCUUCUCAUUUGUUUCAUAUGUUAUUUGAAUUAUUCAAGAAUUCAAUGAGAGCUACAGUGGAAUUGCAUGAAGGUAAGAAAGAAGCCUAUCCAUCGAUCAAAACCUUAGUCACUUUGGGGAAAGAAGAUCUAUCUAUUAAGAUAAGUGACAAAGGUGGAGGUGUACCUCUAAGAAAAAUAGACAGAUUGUUUAACUACAUGUACUCAACAGCACCCAGGCCCAGUCUGGAGCCCUCAAGGGCUGUGCCUUUGGCUGGGUUUGGCUAUGGAUUGCCAAUUUCUCGUCUGUAUGCGAGGUACUUUCAAGGUGACCUUAAACUCUACUCGAUGGAAGGCGUGGGUUCAGAUGCUGUUAUUUAUUUGAAGGCCCUUUCAAGUGAAUCAUUUGAAAGACUUCCUGUUUUUAAUAAGUCAGCAUGGCGGCACUACAAGACCACACCUGAAGCAGAUGACUGGAGCAAUCCUAGCAGUGAACCAAGGGAUGCUUCUAAAUACAAAGCUAAUCGAUAAUUUGCCACCUUUUGUCUCUGUUGGAGAUGACCUCUGCAUUCAGUAUAAAGUCUCUGCUUUGUUCCAAAAUCCUUCAAACCACAGUAGCUAAUUACUUCCAAACAAAGACCUGAUCAGGGCAUUGAAAAAUACUAAGAACAAAGUGAUGAUUGGGACUUGCAGGAAGGCACUGAGCACGUUUGGUAUGUGAAUCCUGUGUUCUUCACCAGAAUAUGCUUGGUUGCUUCAGUCAUGCAUUGACUAAAGGGAUCGCACUGUGAUUGCACUUAGGAACACAAUGUUGUAACAAAAAGAUACUAUUUGAAGUGGCCAAUUCUUAUUCCAGUGUAAGGAUUGGUAAGAUGUGCAGAACCCCUAAGUGGUGAAUAGUAUCUUGCACAGCAGUAUGGUGUAAGAGAGAAAUUCUAACAUAGUUAAACGUGUGCUUCAUGCAGCAUUUGUAUUGCACAGUGUCACCCUAAGAGAAAUCCCUUUGAGCUCUUCAGAUCUUAUCUCUAGUGAGUUUAUAAAUGCAUAGUUCUAAAAAGGGUUGUGCAGCUUUAAACUGAUGCUUUCUCCAAAUUCCCAAACCCAUUUGUCAUGUGCAUACAAAAGUUGUGUUGUUAUAAGACGGUAGGACUUAAAUUCCUUGGUAUGCAACAAUGAUUUUCUUGACGCAGAAAUACAUUUCUAUGAAUUUUUCCUUGUUUUGAGGAAAGCUCCUAAGUAGUUAGAUCAUCUCUUCAUACAGGAAAUUCUGUCAGUACAGGGACAGGGGGUAAUUCAUGUUCUUAUUUACUUAUCAUUUUAGGGGAAUUGGGGAGGGGAGAGAAAUGCUGAGAGGCCAGACAGCCAGUCAUACAAAUGAAUUUGCCUUAAGAGUGUUGGUUGUUUGAAACCUGAUUAGUUUAAAACCUGUAAAUAGUUUGCAAAGUUAUUUAUACAUUCAAUGUCUGACUGCAGUCUGGCAAUCUGAAUUUGUAGUGUAUAUAAAGAUGUUGUACACCAGCCUUUGGAACAUGUUAUUGGUCUAAGUACAUGAAACUGGAAAUACAGUAGAAAUGGGAGGGACAAAAUGUGGCCAGUACCUGGUUUAAGUUAAAAAUAUCAAAGAUGAAAAAAAAUCCAAGUAUUUUCCCCUUAAAUUUAUUGUAAGGGUAAUUGCUGACUAUUAGAAAACUGUUCUUCACAAAGUCUUUGCCAAAUGCUGUUUCUGCUAUUAUGGCCUUUCAGAAAAACCUGUGAAAUUUAGAAGCUCUAGUGAUAUAUUAGCUGUGGCAAUAAAGGAGAUGAGUUGUAAGCAGCUCUGAUGCACCCUCAGUUUCUCUUAGGUGUUUUGAUAUUUUUUGGAAAGAUAAUAGAGAUUUUAGCAUGGAAAAAUGAAACUUGUUUACUAAAAUUGUGGGGGAACUGUCCCUUUUGUCCUCCCAAUAUUUAUUUUUAUAAAGAACUGAUUUAUUAGGGAAAUGCUGAGAAAUUCCUAGGUAUUUUAAAAAAAGAAAAACAAUCUUAGUUUGAUUUUACAAUAGUACUUUGCACUUCAUAGUACAUCUCACUGAAGGAUUAUAAAGUGCUUUGAGCAAUAAACUCCAUAGAGCCCCAUUUCUGAGGAGUCAAAGUUCUUGCCUUGCCUGUGGCAGUGAGUUCCCCAGCUUGUGUGGCAGUGGAUGAGCUCCCAGGGCUCGGGGGCCCAUGGCUGUUCCUCACACAGGGACUGGGAUCAGGCCCCUGGGAGCACUGGCUCCUUGUCUCCGUGGGCUGCUGCCCUUCCCUGUGGAUCAGGUGGCAGCAGGGCAGCUGCUGAAGGCUCUCCCUGUGCUCAGCUGGGCAGUGCUGCCCUCAGGGCCCCUCAGAGCCCCCUCUGCCAGAGGCAGGAAGAGGAGGGGGCUGAUGGGGCCCUCCUGUUCCCAAACUGGAUUCGUUGGGCCCUGGCCAGAGGAUCUUGGCUGGGCACGGUGAGGGUGUCACAUGGGUGGCCUCCAGAGCAGCAGCUUCCCAGCACUGCAGGCACUGCUGCAGAGAAGGCAGCUUGUUAUUGAAGCAAUACUGCUGUGGUGAAACCAGGGGAAUGGUUUGACUGAAACAUUGGUUGCAAGUCACAUCUGCUAAAAUUCAGUCAUUUAGCUUCUGGCCCCACCUGUAACUUCAUACUGUUUUUAAAAUUAUUUCCUGUUGCCUAUGUUUUAUAGUAAUUGCAGAGGAGAUUUUGCUUAAAGAUAGAAACCUGUGAUUAAACUAAUAUUUCCUCGGUUGCAUGUGGUCCAUUUUUUAUAGAACAUUACCCAAAACAUUCUAAGGAAUAAGGUAGUCUGCAUAAGAAACUUGAGUUUCAGCUUUUGUUAGAAAUUGUAUUUUGAAGUAGUAAAUCCUGACCUGGUACUUGUUUUUGGCUGUCUCCUAUACAUGAUGAGGAGAGGGAACAGAAAGCAAAGGAAGGAUGCUGACACACUGGACUUGUUUUCCUGUAGGCCAUGGGAGCCAUGGGAUGUAAACAAUGGAAACUGAACAAAAGCUGAAGUUACUGUGGAGGACGUUAUGCUGUGUUAGUGAUGUCACUUGAUCCACAAAAACAACUGGCUGCUUACAGGACUGGAGUGCUCCAGUACCUGAAAACUGAACUCCCCGGAAAUGACACCUGUUUCCAAGAACCCUGAGCUUGUAUAAACACCUCAAAACAGCAGGCUGGAGCACAAGAAAUUAAUUUUCUUUCCAUUUCCCAAGGUCUUUUUGGGGACAUUACAAUGAAUACAAGAGAGAGCUUUUCUUCUCUCCAACCUUGUCCAGGCAGCCUGGGCUUUAGUGGCAAUCCCAGGUGUGCCAUCAAUUGUUCCCCACUCAUUGUCCCUUUGUCAUGUUUCUACUUAGGGGUAUUAGUCUGAAAACUCUUUUAGGAAGCAGCAAGAGCAGACCUUCAAUUAGGAGAGGGUUUUUCAAUGGCUGUGCCUGAAAAAUGACCAUGGAUGGGUUUUUAAUAUGGCUGGUUUAACUACAGAUACUGGGUUUUUUUCAGUUACUUCUACCUUUGAUUGGAAUCACUUAUAACUAUAUUUUAAUGUCUUGGAGCUGUUAUUUCCAAACUUUCUGAUGAUACACAAGUAUAUUUCCUUUUUAUGAAUUUCAGAGUUAUGGCCUGCUGAUGUCAUUGCAACCUGCUUGUCUUGACUUACAGGACACAGAAAUAUAAAAAAGUUUUCAAUGAAAA